AUACUUACAGUCAUUACCGUGCCAUGGCGUUCCCUGUAACUUGGUUAGAGAUUGCUGUUUGCAUUCGUCCCCAAGGAUGCACUUUGAUCAAACGAAUUGCAUACAGCUCAGAGGACCCCAAGUGUAUAGUGACCGCCAGGCCACCCACUCAUUAUUACAAACGUAGUCCGCGGUUGCUGCGCCUGCUGACUUUAUUUUUCAUAUAUAUAUUUUAUUUAAUUUCUCUUUUUUUCCUUUUCAUUUCAUUUUAACCUUCAUUAUUAUUAUUGUUCUCGUCGCGAGCAUAUUCUAAAUUUAGUAGGCAUGCAGUCUUGCACUCACAAAAGGCAGCUGAAGCCGGAUCGACCAUUCCUCAUCUGAUUCCGUAUUAUAUAGCUCGUAUUGCAAUACCAUCAUUUGCAAUUGUGCCCAUCAGAGCGUAAAUAUAUUGAUAUUUCUUUAAGGAUGCUCGCCGCCAAUGCUCUGGUACUUCCAUAGGGGAGGGACUUGCAACUUAUCGGCAUUGCAUCACCUUCUGUUUUAAAAAAUCUGAUGGCACAAGGUUUACAACUGGGUAAAUAUUGGAUUUCGGGUGGAAUAGUAUUGCGGAACCAUUUUACGAAAAGAAAGAAAGAAAGAAAAAAAAAGAUAAAGCGCUGCAAGGACAAGCUGAACGCUCUGGCGAUCUCGGUGAUGAACCAGUGGCCCGGGGUAAAGCUGCGGGUAACCGAGGGCUGGGACGAGGACGGCCACCACUCCGAGGAGUCCCUGCACUACGAGGGGCGCGCCGUGGACAUCACCACCUCGGACCGGGACCGCAGCAAGUACGGCAUGCUGGCCCGCCUGGCCGUCGAGGCUGGCUUCGACUGGGUCUACUACGAGUCCAAGGCGCACAUCCACUGCUCCGUCAAAGCAGAAAACUCGGUGGCGGCCAAAUCCGGGGGUUGCUUCCCUGGCUCGGCCACGGUGCACCUGGAGAAAGGCGGGACGAAGCUGGUGAAGGACCUGAGGCCUGGAGACAGGGUGCUGGUGGCGGACACGGAAGGCCGUCUGCUCUACAGCGACUUCCUCACCUUCCUCGACCGCGAGGACGGCUCUCACAAGAUCUUCUACGUCAUUGAGACUCGGCAGCCCCGGGCCCGGCUGCUGCUCACGGCCGCCCACCUCCUGUUCGUGGCCCCCCAGCAGAACCAGUCCGAGGCGGGGGCCGCCGGCAGCCGGGCGCUGUUCGCCAGCCGCGUGCGGCCGGGCCAGCGAGUCUUCGUGCUGGGCGAGGGCGGGCGGCAGCUGCUGCCGGCGGCCGUGCACCGCGUGUCGCUGAGGGAGGAGGCGUCGGGGGCCUACGCCCCUCUCACGGCCCAGGGCACCAUCCUCAUCGACCGCGUGCUGGCCUCGUGCUACGCCGUCAUCGAGGAGCACAGCUGGGCGCACUGGGCCUUCGCUCCCUUCCGCCUGCUCCAGGGCCUGCUGGCCGCGCUCUGCCCUCUCCCGAUGGGAGACCCCACGGCCCCCGGCAUCCACUGGUACUCUCGGCUCCUCUACCGCAUCGGCAGCUGGGUGCUGGAUAGUGACUCUCUGCACCCGCUGGGCAUGAUGGUGUCAUCCAGCUGAGGGACCCCGCGCCACGCCGGCCGCCCGCCAGGCUCCGACGGAGACACAGAGACACCGAGGGAGAGAGAGAGAGAGAGAAAGAGAGAGAGAAAGAGAGAGAGAAAGAGAGAGAGAGAGAGAGAGAGAGAGAAAGGAGAAAAAAAAUAGGAAAAAAAAAAGAAAAUAAAAACCUAAAAGAAAAAAAAGGAAAAAAAUACAUAUUUUUAAAAGAGAGCACGGAUUAAGACUUAAAGAUAAUAAUAAUAAAAUAAUAAUAAUUAAGUAGGACAGUCCAAAGUAGACUUAAAGGGAAACAAAGACCCCUGGAAGUUCUGUUCUGUUUAGUUUAUAAAUAUAUAUAUAUUUUUAUUUGUUCUUUUGUUUUGUUUGUUGGUUGGUUGUUUUCGUUUUUUCCUCCUCUCCUGGAUAUUUAUUUCUUUGGUAUUUUGAAUAGAUGUUUUAAAUGAUAUGAACCGGACCUUCAAGAGCCUUAAAUAGUUUCUUUGAUAAUUUAUUAUCAUGUGAACUGUACUCACAGGGGAAAAAAUUAUUUUGUGAGGCCAAGUAAAACUGCGCAGAGUCUAUUUUUCUACAUGUCAUGUGUGUCCUGACUUUCAGAAAGCAAAAUUCUGUAUUUUCCCAUCUCUCCAUUACAUUGCUCCUUCAUUUCAGCAAGUCUAAAAAACAAGCAAACAAACAAACACACACAAAAAAAGACAAACUUCAUGGGGGUCCGUAAAUUAUAUUUUUAUACACAGAAUUGUAAAUUAGAUUUUUUUGAGAGAUCAAUACUUAACUGAAUCACAUUUCGUUUUUUGAAAUAGUGUAAAAUAUGAGAAUAUAUUAUUUUAAUUUAAAUAGUUUCAAAUGUAACAUCAUUUCUUGUAUUGUUUUCCAUGUUUUGCUUUGUAAAAACAUCAUUUGGCCACGUUCAUGGAAGUCAAGACUGUUACACAAACUUUUUAUUUGCAAAAACAGUAAGAAACUUUGUUAUUUUUAACUUCAGAAAAAGUUUAUUAGAAAAUAAUAUUUUUUAAAAAGCGCACAUGGCGGCAAUUCUGUGACGAUGGAGAUGGUAGUUUGUACAGAGGGGGGAAAAGGAUGUUUUGCAUUAAUAAAUUGAGAAAUAACUGCUGUAAAUUUACUAAAAUGUAUUUUUGAAUAUUUUGUAAUAGUUUUAAUAGUUUUAUAGAAAUAAAAUGUGCCAUGCACAGUUUGGUUAGUAUAUAAUAACUAAGAGUUCCUGGUGCAUCCCAUUUUUUUUUCCUUUUUGCUUAUUGGUUUAGGAAACAUGAAGCCUAAAUGAGUGCCCGUUAUUUUAUUUAGAUGUGUUGCUUAUAACAUUUAAUUUUGGUACUUUUAAUUAAGGAAACGAAUCCAUCACAUCUGUGCAUAACCUGGAAUCUCUUGUACUGACAGUAGAACCUCACUUAUUUGCACGACCGAGCGGCAGACGGGUUUCCUUUUGCCAGAGCCCUGGCUCUCCAUCCCUGCUCAGGCGAUGCUCCUCUCUUCCAGCUCCAGCCCCGACUCCGUGUCCACUUCCCAGUCUGGUCUGGAGACUGCGGAUGGCUCUCAAAAUUGAUUUCUGAGGAUGCCAAAUCAAGUUUUCCCUUUGAAACAUGUUAAUGUGAAGGCAGGCAGCUGUCUUCACCUUGUGGCAACAUGGGGAUUUCAGUGGACUCCAAUCUGGCUGCCCAGAAGAUGGAAAUCUGAGGGAGAGACAUUGACUUUGGUGAGUUAGAGGGAUUCACAUGGCUGAUGCUGGAAGAAGGAGAUGGCCACCAGAUUUCACUGGCCGCUUUGAGUAACAGCACAGGGCUUUGGGCUGCUGAGAACAGAGCAAAACCCCCUUUGCAAAGCAAACAAAAGGAUAAAGGUUUGUUCAUUUAUCCUGAGAGACAUUCCUUAGCUGUAAUGCAGGAGUCUGUCCCUAACCACUCAUGGGUGAAUGUGCUGGAGAUGUGUUUUAGGAGCUGAGUGGUGGGGCCAGUGCUGUGUCCCCUGCCUGGUCCCAGCCACAAUCCACCUCGAGGGGAUCAUCCUUGACAGGUGCUGAUCAGUGAGGUUCUGCUGCACCGCGUGCUCCUCCACGGAGGGUUUCCAGGAUCCCUUUAAAAAUUUUGCAAAACAUUGUGUGUGCAUGCGUGUGCGCGUCUGCGACGGGACCGUGCCGGAAGGGAGCUUGCCUUGAAUGUCUUCUCACCUUUUCUUUGGUUUCCAUUACUCACCAGUCUAGGAUGUUCAUCCACCAGGCCUUUUGCUCCAGAGACACAGCCAUGUUCUCUACUGGGAUGGAUGGCAGCUCCACAGCCUCCCAGAACGUCCCUGCCUGGGGCCAUCUCCAGAGAGUGUAGACCAUGCUCUUCCACACUGAUAUCCUAGGAGCUUCUGGAGCGCUGUCAGGAGCUGGUGGCCGAGCACUGCUGUGGGAAACCCUGCCAGAUGGAUGUGGUCCCUCCUUCCUGUCAGCCUCUAGUCCAGCCGCACUUCCAACCUCCAAAGCUCGGACAUGGCCAGGGUGAUGAGACUUCGGAGUGACCACAGUGUGCUGCAGCACCAGGAGAGGAACCAAGCCACCCUCACGCCUACCUGACAAGAGGCAUCACGGGGGACUGUGGACUGCCUGGUGGGCGCUGAGGAACUGCUGCCCACCCCAACUUGGACUCUGCCACCUCCCUGUCUUUGGGGUGUGCUGAGGGCUGCAAACCCAGAUGAUUUGGGGCAUGUGAGAAUGUGAUCGUGGAACAAAUGAGUCUCUGCUGUAAGAGUCUGGCCUUAGCAUGGCAGCAUCUGGGUGUCUGAGCUCUUUUACCCUGUCUCUGAGAGAUGGUUGCCAUUUUUGAAGGCCUCUACACUCAAAGAAAUGACCGUGUUGGAAGGUGCUUUCUCCAGAGGUUUUGUGGUGGAGGUGUUUAGGGAUGUCAGUGAUCAAACUUAAAGUCACUGGCUGGAGGGCUUCAAUCUAAAUCGCAGCUGAGAUGCUAAAGAGCCAUCAGUCCAGAGCCCACACUUGUGUCAGGACAGGGCACAUGCCUGGACGGGACCACACCAGACAUUGCCUCAUUUGAUCUUCACCCAAAGUCCGAGAUGGGCUCAGAGCUUUGUGGUGUGAGAGAAGCUGAGAUGCUCUUACACCAGGAUCAGCCUUUUUCACUGAGCAGAGAAAUGCUGUGCCAUGUUCUCCAUCACAGUUAUUCCAAGCAGCUUUAUGUCUUCCUCUCACCAUGUCUGAAUUCCACCUCUCCCUCCGGCGCCUUCCAUCAGGAUCACCCCUCCAUGGUGUGUUAGAAGUGCUUCCUUAGAUGGGCCAAUCCAACUCAUAGCUACAGCUCUUGUAUGAAGGAUGUACUGUCAUAACCUUGUGCAAAACAUCUAGGAGAUGUCACUGUCCAUCUUCAGGGUCCAAGUAUGGCAAUAGUUUGUAUAAAAUGUACACAUAGUGGUGGCUACAGAAUAGUUUAUGACUAAAUACAUAUCUAUUACUGUCAAAAUAAUGUAUAAGAAUGUAC
Molecule: messenger RNA, 5081 nt
Organism: Poecile atricapillus (Black-capped chickadee)
Lineage: Eukaryota; Metazoa; Chordata; Aves; Passeriformes; Paridae
Gene: SHH
Product: sonic hedgehog signaling molecule
Exons: 3
Coding region: 532-1590 (352 amino acids)
Biological process (GO): oligodendrocyte differentiation; smoothened signaling pathway; cell-cell signaling
Molecular function (GO): patched binding; calcium ion binding
Source: RefSeq, a predicted model, not a curated record